AUGACCAAAAUGGUGGCAAAUUACGAAAAUGACGAGUCGGAGCAAUUCCGAACAUUAAGCAAAUUUGCUGGUGAAGAAUUUGACGUUGGCAAUGUUCGAACCGUUUUCGCUGGCGCUUCCAAAGGUUACAUCUUUCUUGGCCUUUAUAAAAAUUUUUAG
Gongylonema pulchrum is the source of this 159-nucleotide messenger RNA. The record is from the annotation of a GenBank genome assembly. Lineage: Eukaryota; Metazoa; Nematoda; Chromadorea; Rhabditida; Gongylonematidae.